GAGGAUGGGAAUAACGACGGAGAGAUGGCAGGAAAGAGAAAAAGGACUGCAGAAAGCAGUGAAGGGAAAAGAAAAAAGAAAAAGACACGAGGAGCAGCAUUGAUGCCAGAAUUGUCAGAAAGUAAUGGAAUAACGUGGAUGUCCUCUCUGGAAACAAAAUUCGAAGAUGCAAAAGACAAAAAACCUACUGCAGAAAAACUUGAACGCUUGAGAAGGCAAAAGAUAAACCGCUUCAGAAAUCAACACAAGAUUAAUGUUCAAGGAACAGAUCUUCCUGACCCAAUUGCCACGUUUGAUCAACUUCAAAAGGAAUACAAAAUCCACCCUAAAAUCAUGGAGAAUAUUCAAGCUGCUGGCUUCCGGGUCCCAACACCAAUCCAGAUGCAGGCUAUUCCUGUCAUGCUUCAUGGUCGGGAACUUCUAGCUUCAGCUCCUACUGGGUCUGGAAAAACACUAGCAUUUUGUAUUCCUCUUUUGACACAUCUGAAACAACCUAGGAACAAAGGAUUCAGAGCGCUGAUCAUAUCGCCUACCCGAGAACUUGCUAGCCAGACACAUCGGGAGUUGGUGAAGUUGGCUGAGGGGACAGGCUUCAGAAUACAUAUGAUCCACAAGGCAGCUGAAGCAGCAAAGAAGUUUGGGCCCCAGUCUUCGAAGAAAUUUGAUAUACUAGUUACUACUCCAAACAGACUCAUUUAUUUGCUGAAACAAGAUCCUCCAGCAAUAGACUUGACCAGUGUAGAGUGGCUGGUGGUGGAUGAGUCAGACAAACUGUUUGAAGACGGGAAGUCGGGGUUCCGAGACCAACUGGCCUCCAUCUUCCUGGCAUGCACAUCUCACAUGGCGAGAAGAGCCUUGUUCAGCGCAACCUUUGCACAUGAUGUAGAGGAAUGGUGUAAACUCAACCUCGACAGUGUUGUUCUGGUGUCUGUUGGCGCAAGAAACUCUGCAGCAGAGACAGUAGAACAAGAGCUAUUGUUUGUUGGAUCUGAGACAGGAAAACUGACGGCAAUGAGAGAGCUUGUUAAAAAGGGUUUUGCUCCUCCGGUCCUUGUUUUUGUACAGUCUAUUGAGAGGGCUAAAGAGCUUUUCCAUGAACUUAUUUACGAAGGCAUCAAUGUGGAUGUCAUCCAUGCAGAUAAAACUCAGCAACAGAGAGAUAACGUAGUACGCAGUUUCAGAGCUGGGAAGAUCUGGGUGCUCAUCUGCUCAGCCUUACUAGCACGAGGGAUUGACUUCAAAGGAGUGAAUAUGGUCAUUAAUUAUGAUUUGCCAACGAGUGCGGUGGAAUACAUCCACAGGAUAGGUCGUACUGGAAGAGCAGGGCACACAGGAAAAGCAGUCACUUUCUUUACAGAAGAUGAUAAACCUUUAUUACGGAGUAUAGCCAAUGUUAUUCAGCGAGCUGGCUGUCCUGUGCCAGACUACAUAAAACACUUCCCCAAACUGCAAAGCAAACAAAAGAAGAAAUUAAUUAAGAAACCAUUAACAAGAGAGUCCAUUUGUACCACCCCUCAGUGCUUCUUAAAAAAAGCCAAAAGAAAAACGAAAACUACAAAGGAAAAUAUUAAGGAAAAAAAGAAAGUUAAAGAAGAUAAAAAUGGCAGUAAAUUACAGACUGUUUCAAAAAGCUGA
Messenger RNA from Fulmarus glacialis (Northern fulmar), 1635 nucleotides. It is a transcript of the gene DDX52, whose product is annotated as DEAD (Asp-Glu-Ala-Asp) box polypeptide 52. Gene Ontology annotation, cellular component: 90S preribosome. The transcript is spliced from 14 exons. The record is from RefSeq and is a predicted model, not a curated record. Gene Ontology annotation, biological process: maturation of SSU-rRNA. Gene Ontology annotation, molecular function: nucleic acid binding; RNA helicase activity; ATP binding. NCBI's taxonomy places the organism in Eukaryota, Metazoa, Chordata, Aves, Procellariiformes, Procellariidae. The coding region runs from base 25 to 1635 and encodes 536 amino acids.